Messenger RNA from Penicillium canescens, 2578 nucleotides. RefSeq lists its product as uncharacterized. NCBI's taxonomy places the organism in Eukaryota, Fungi, Ascomycota, Eurotiomycetes, Eurotiales, Aspergillaceae. The transcript is spliced from 3 exons. Gene Ontology annotation, molecular function: DNA binding; DNA-binding transcription factor activity, RNA polymerase II-specific; zinc ion binding. The record is from RefSeq and is a predicted model, not a curated record. Gene Ontology annotation, biological process: regulation of DNA-templated transcription; DNA-templated transcription. Bases 175 to 2442 code for a protein of 755 amino acids.
AUGUACGACGACCAAUACCAUUACCGUUCUGCCAGUUUUACAGAGCGGUGAACCCAAUUGGUUAGACUCCGAGAAUAUUGUCUUGUAAUCAAGUCGUCAGUCAAACAUGUACAAGGGGCAAAUCUCCCGCUCGAAUGCUUUUAGCUUCCCACUGCAUUUCACUGUUCCUUGAUAAUGAGUGCCAGCUUCGGUGUCCCGUCCUAUUUGAAACACCCCGAACAGGUGGACGAGUUGGCACUGUUUCAUGACAACUGGGCUGUGCCUAGUAUAGCACUUCCUUCUUUCGAGGCGGCUAUCCCUGGAGGUUCAUUCACACCCCCAGGAGAUAGAGCAAAUGCCAAAGUUCCCAUCCCGCGAAAUGCUCAACGCACCAAUUGGAUUAACAGAGGUCGAGUGAGUCGAGCUUGUGAAAAUUGUCGCGAUCAAAAGGCCAAAUGCAGCGGACAACGCCCAGUUUGCCAUCGGUGUCAAGAUGCCGGCGUUGUGUGUUCUUAUGGCGACCGGAAGAAGGAAAAUAUGGCCAAGCAGUUGAAUGAUCUGACUUCGCAGGUUGACACGCUUGAAUCCCUGCUGCGUGAUAUCUAUCCCAGGCUCGAUGUUCUAUCAUCCCAGCUAGUGGAUCAGACACUGAAGGAAAUACGCUCUCGAACUCCGCUCCCCCCGUCCAAUCCUGCUGUUCCCAACUUGCCCACCCUCCUACCAAGCCAUACUUGGCAGGUGAACCCUUCGUUGUCCUUCACAGAUGCUAGCCUGGGCUCUCCGUUUGGUACUGCGGAGUACACAGACGAGGACUAUAAUCGGGAUGACAAGGUACAGGCCAUGGGUUUCGUUGGCGAACACUCGGAGAUGGCAUGGUUGUACAGACUUAAACGCGACCUCGAUCAAGAUAGCUUUCCACCAAUCGAGGAGACCCCUGGACGCCCUGCGAUUUCCUCCGUGAAUUACUUCCAAGAUGAUUCAGACCUCUUAUUGCCCGACACCAUCGACUUCACACACUGGCCCCCGCAACACCUUGCUGACAACCUCGUUGACGCUUACUUUUACGCCGUGCAUCCUGCAUUCCCGAUAUUCGGCAGGGUCACGUUCCUGCACCAAUACCGGUCCUUUUACUCAAAUCCGAAUUUGCGACCUGGCAAGAGAUGGCUGGCAUUGCUAAACUUGGUCUUUGCUAUUGCGACGAGAUAUGCAGUCCUGACCGAUCAGCUCCAGCCGGACCAGGAUGAUCAUCAGACAUUCUUUGCACGGGCCUGGAGUCUGAGUAUAGGCAAAGUCGCAUUGCUGGACCAUCCGGACCUGCAACAGGUGCAGGUUGAGGGAUUGGCCGCGUUCUAUCUUCUGUCUAUUGGGCAAGUCAAUAGAUCUUGGAGAAUUAUUGGGAUCGCGAUUCGAUCGGCGGUGACAAUGGGUCUGAAUCUUCGGAGCGAGAGCGAGAGUGUCCCGCAAUUCUCGAAAGAAAUUCGCUACCGUUUAUGGUGGGCGCUUUUCAUGCUAGAUACAGUUCUUUGCGAGAUGACCGGUCGUCCUCUAAGCAUGAGAGAAAUAUUCUACACGACACCCCUUCCAGCACCAUUCCAAGAAGAGGAUUUUCGGGAUGAUCGGGUCGUGCAGCUUAUCACCAGACAAGAGAUUCGAGGUGCAUUCGUUACUUCCUUGCUUCCUAAUAGCACCUUGACUCCUCUGCAGGAUGGUGUGAGUCGCAAGCAUCCGCCCCAACUGGGAUUCAGUCAAAGAAAGCGGGAGAUCCGAACCCCUGAAGCACUGGUUGAGAGUCAAACACCUAGUCUAACACCAAACACGUCUCUCUACUUUUUAUACGCGGUGGAUCUAGCCCAUCUCCUACGAGAGACGAUAAACAUCCUAUAUGCCCCUAGAGCGACGCGAUUAUCGCGUCGCGAGAUUGAAACAGCAAUUUCUACCUUCAAUGACCGCGCUGACGACUGGCUUUCUCAUCUACCAGCCGAAUUCAAUUUUGCAACGCCAAACACCAAUGUAGCACAGCCAUUCACACAGCAAAGUGCCAGUCUCGCGUUCAGAUUCUACGCCACUAAAUUGAUCAUCACGCAACCCUCUCUCCGUCUCUGCCAGUCUUCGACGGAACCAAGAUCUCCAGGGGCAACAUGCGACGAUAUGGCGACGAUAUGCGUCCAGACCGCGUGUCAAAUGCUAGACUUACUACCUGAGUCAGCAGAUACUUAUUGGCUGUAUAGCAUUGCUCCAUGGUGGUGUGUCCUCCACAAUAUUAUGCAGUCGACGACUAUUCUCCUUGUCGAGCUCUUUACUCGCACUCAUCUGGGUACAGCCAAGGCCACAAGCCUUAUCCAACGAGUGCAGAAAGCGACUCGAUGGCUGAAUGAGAUGUCUGCUAAAGAUCCUUCCUCGCAGCGUGCCUGGUCGGUUUGUACUGAUAUUCUCUUGCGGCAUGGUUUGAAGUUUUGGCCUUGAUGCUGAAUGUCUUGCGCCCGCUUCUGCUUAUGGACGGUCAUGGUCACUUUACGUCUGGGAUUUUGUUUCUGAUUAUGCCAUAUCUCGCGAAAUAUCGGUAUGGUGCCGUGGUGCAUUUCUAAUUUUUAUUAUUAUU